CUUUGAUCAAACUGCGUCACUAUCAUUAAUGUGGAUUGUUGCUCACUACCUCGCUCUUCUGAUAUUGUUUGUCAAUAAAAUGUUUUCUCCUGACAAACCUCUGCUUCGUUAUCUUCAUCACUAACAUGAUAUAUUAAUUCAAUCUCACUUACUAUAAUUGCUUUCACGGCAUGAUCAAAUAGUAGCAAUUGCCUUUGAUGAAGCAGAUCUUCGAAGACGUUAUUGAAAAUUGGAAUGUACCUCAAUGGAUAUUAGGUAUAUUGCUGUCGUUUUGAUCGUAGUAUUCACUGUGACUUCCUCUGAGAAGUACGAUGGUCAUUGUGGCUUUUAUUAUGGAAAAAUAUGUAAGAAAUACAUUGAUGACCAUAAAAUGGUCUAUUACAACACUUCCAUGUACAAUGAAGAAAUUACUGUUGGACUUUGGGAUGAAAUGAUAAUAACGUUCAAAGAACCUUGCCGAAGUGCGGCAGAGGUCUUCAUCUGUGCGUAUGCAUUCCCAGAAUGUGGCAUUUCAAAACCUCUUCCAUUAUGUUACGAAGAUUGUAUUGCUGUAAAGAAACUAUUCUGUUACAAAGAAUGGGCAAUAAUUGAGGAUAAGAAGGAAAAAGGAGUAUUUUUCCAGUCCAGAGGACACUUUAGAUUACCAGACUGCCAAAAAUUGCCAAAAUAUAGAGUUAUGAACGAUACCAAAACUUGUGCUUACACAGGUCUUAUCGAAAUGAAAAAGGAUGAAAUUACUUAUGAUUGUGUAAAAGGAAGGGGUCGUUUUUAUCAAGGGAAAGUGAAUGUUACUGAGAGUGGAGUAUUUUGUCAAAGAUGGGAUUCCCAGGUUCCUCAUUCCCACAUAUCUCCUCCAAAUGUGUUUCCAGAGAUGGAAAACUCUGAAAAUUACUGUAGAAAUGCAGGUGGUGAAGAAGUGAGACCAUGGUGUUAUACUUCACACCAAUUCAAAAGAUGGGAGUAUUGUGAUAUACCACGAUGUCCAAACUCAGCUGCUAUUGAUAAAGAGGAUAUAAGUAUAAUGAUGGAUAACUUGACUCCAACUAAACUUAUCAUUAUUUCUGUUAGUGGAUUAUUGGUUAUACUGGUAAUAAUGCUUUUGGUCCUUCUAUGCCAUCGUAUGCAUAAACGGUUUCUUGGUUAUAACCCUGCUGUGGUCACAGAAGUUAAUAUUGACCUCAAUAAGUUACCUAGCAAUAUGGCUUAUCACAGGCAUGGGACUACACUGAAUCCCAAAUUGGAACGACUAGAAUUUCCACGAAACGAUAUUAUAUACAUAAGGGAUCUGGGUCAAGGUGCAUUUGGGAGAGUAUUCCAAGCUAAAGCACCUGGUUUGGUAUCUGGCGAAGACUUCACAGUGGUAGCAGUGAAAAUGUUGAAGGAUGAUGCCUCAGAAGAUAUGCAAGAUGAUUUUGAAAAAGAAGCUUGUUUACUGGCUGAAUUUGAUCACCCUAAUAUAGUUAAACUUCUUGGAGUAUGUGCUAUGGGAAGACCAAUGUGCUUAUUAUUCGAAUAUAUGGGUAAAGGAGAUCUGAAUGAAUUUUUGAGGCAGUGUUCACCAACUAAGUAUAUGAUGAGAAAUGCUGUAGAUACUGAAUUUGAAAACAGGGAAAUAUUCAAGGACAAUCAGUUGUCACACUUAGAUCUGCUCAACAUUGCUCUUCAGAUAGCAUCUGGCAUGGUAUACCUUUCUGAUAGAAAAUUCGUACAUCGAGAUUUGGCAACAAGAAAUUGUUUGAUAAAUGACAAUAUGGUGGUUAAAAUUGCUGAUUUCGGACUCUCACAAAAAAUUUACUUACAGGAUUACUACAAGGGUAGUGAAAGAGAUGCAAUUCCAGUGCGAUGGAUGCCAUUAGAAAGUAUUUUAUACAAUAAGUACACACCUGAAUCAGAUGUAUGGGCUUUUGGAGUAUGCUUAUGGGAAAUCUUUUCUUUUGCCUUACAGCCCUAUUUCGGAAUGACACAUGAAGAAGUGGUGAAAUUCUUGAAAGCUGGAGAAGUUCUUCUUAGCCCUGAAAACACACCCACUGCUGUUUAUGAUGUUAUGAAACAAUGUUGGGCUCAGAAACCUAACGACAGACCUAGUUUCAGAGCUAUACAUCAGUCUCUGACUGCCAUUCAUACUAGCAUGUUAUCUCAACCAUUAAUGACAUGAGUAAUUUUUGUGAUAUAUAUAAAUAUAUACCAUUUUUUAUGUGACUGAAUGAAAGUAUGGGUGACUAAGUGAAUUGUACUGAUUUUUUUUUUAUAUAUGUGACUGAAUAAACUUUUAAAAUUCA
Messenger RNA from Coccinella septempunctata (seven-spotted ladybird), 2279 nucleotides. RefSeq names its product tyrosine-protein kinase transmembrane receptor Ror2 (gene Nrk). The transcript has 5 exons. Gene Ontology annotation, biological process: multicellular organism development; protein phosphorylation; cell surface receptor protein tyrosine kinase signaling pathway. The coding region runs from base 245 to 2155 and encodes 636 amino acids. Gene Ontology annotation, cellular component: signaling receptor complex. Gene Ontology annotation, molecular function: ATP binding; protein binding; transmembrane receptor protein tyrosine kinase activity. Lineage: Eukaryota; Metazoa; Arthropoda; Insecta; Coleoptera; Coccinellidae. The record is from RefSeq and is a predicted model, not a curated record.